This is a messenger RNA of Suillus clintonianus, 1014 nucleotides long. RefSeq names its product Mg2+ transporter protein cora-like protein. Gene Ontology annotation, biological process: mitochondrial magnesium ion transmembrane transport. Gene Ontology annotation, cellular component: mitochondrial inner membrane. The record is from RefSeq and is a predicted model, not a curated record. The coding region runs from base 1 to 1014 and encodes 337 amino acids. Gene Ontology annotation, molecular function: magnesium ion transmembrane transporter activity. The transcript has 12 exons. Lineage: Eukaryota; Fungi; Basidiomycota; Agaricomycetes; Boletales; Suillaceae.
AUGUCUGAUACUCAGGAGGAAAUAGCCAAAGCUGCCAUCCUUGAGAAAGUCAUGAAAGGCAGGCAACUUACAGAUCUCAUGCUACGCUGCACUAUCCUGGAUCAUGCGGGCAAUAUCAAGAGCAUUUCUGGCCAAUUUAAACGGUCUGACUUGUGCAACGAGCAUCGCUUAAACCCUCGUGAUUUACGGAAGAUUGAUUCACGAAUACCCAACCUUGUUCCUACAAUUCUCAUUCGCAAAGGAGCCGUUUUAAUCAAUAUACUUCACAUACGGGCGUUAGUCAAGGCUGAUACUGUGGUUUUGUUUGACUCAUACGGGUCCAAUGAUUCCCGUCUUCACUCUGUGUUCCUUUACCAUCUCGAGCAUAACCUUAAGGCCCGGGGCAGCGGUGCCCCUUACGAAUUCAGAGCAAUCGAGUCCAUCCUUCUCUCCGUUCUCAGCGCGCUAGAAGCCGAGAUGGUGUUCAUCCGUAACCUCGUUGGUGGUCUAUUGGCGGAGCUCGAGGAUGACAUCAAUCAUGACAAAUUCAAACGCCUAUUGCACUACUCAAGACGUUUGGUAGCGUUCAAAAAUCGCGCUAAGCUGGAACUUGAGGUACUUCUUGAGUUUUUCUCCAAACAAGUAGAAGAAAUCGCCAAUGAAGCUGAAAACAUCGAGGCCAACGUGCAAUCCACCCAGGAGAUCGUAGAACUCAUCUUAGACUCUAACCGCAAUGCACUACUCGCAUUGGACCUUAAAGUAUCCAUCGGAACUAUGGGAAUUGGCACGGGAGCUCUAAUCGCAGGUUUAUUCGGUAUGAACUUGAAAAGCCACAUGGAGGAGAUGCCCUAUGCCUUCAUGGCGAUGUCCACCCUCUCAUCAGCUGUUGCACUGUUCGUAGCAUGGGCUGGCCUAAGAAGACUCGCUCAGAUACGAAAAGUCGGACUCUCUAAUCCCAAACGAGUACAAGAUUUGGAAGUGCGUCCACGAAUACCACUGCCCUUGCGCCGGCGAAGUUCAAAUGGAUGGUCAUGA